AGGCCCUCGCGCGCCGCCCCGCUCCUCCGCCGGGUCGUCUGUGGGUGAGUCUCGAGCCAGGAGGCUCUGAGGCAGUGGCGAUUGGCUGACGCGGUGGCUGCGCACUCGGCCUGAGAAACUCGGCGAGCGCGCAGUGUCGACUCCCUCGGGCUAUGCCAGGCUCGUCUCAGCUAAUCCAAAAGUAAAUGAGAAACUUAGAAAAAGAUUGCCAACUCCAAAUCAACAUAUUUAGAGAAAAUUGGAAAAGGAGAAGCCUACUACAGCUUUAUUUGAGGACUUUUUAAAGAACGCAGGGUUCUAUCUGUGAGCUGCAAAUCUUGGAGCAAAAACCAGAGACAUUGCCAGAGCAAACAAGAACAGAAAUACAAAUGGAGAACUGGUCAAAAGACAUAACCCACAGUUAUCUUGAACAAGAAACUACAGGAAUAAAUAAAAGUACGCAGCCAGAUGAGCAACUGACUAUGAAUUCUGAGAAAAGUAUGCAUCGGAAAUCCACUGAAUUAGUUAAUGAAAUAACAUGUGAGAACACAGAAUGGCCAGGGCAGAGAUCAACGAAUUUUCAGAUCAUCAGUUCUUAUCCAGAUGAUGAGUCUGUUUACUGCAGUACUGAAAAAUACAACAUUAUGGAACACAGACAUAAUGAUAUGCAUUAUGAAUGUAUGACUCCUUGUCAAGUUACUUCAGACUCAGAUAAAGAGAAGACAAUAGCAUUUCUUCUAAAAGAAUUGGAUAUUCUCAGAACAAGCAAUAAAAAGCUUCAGCAGAAAUUGGCUAAAGAAGAUAAAGAACAGAGAAAACUAAAGUUUAAGCUGGAACUCCAAGAGAAAGAAACAGAAGCUAAAAUUGCUGAAAAGACAGCAGCUCUGGUUGAAGAAGUGUAUUUUGCGCAGAAGGAACGUGAUGAAGCUGUUAUGUCUAGACUGCAAUUAGCCAUUGAGGAGAGAGAUGAAGCAAUUGCACGAGCCAAGCAUAUGGAAAUGUCUCUAAAAGUGCUAGAAAAUAUUAACCCUGAAGAAAAUGACAUGACAUUACAGGAAUUACUGAACAGAAUAAACAAUGCAGACACAGGGAUAGCUAUUCAGAAGAAUGGAGCUAUAAUUGUGGAUAGAAUCUACAAGACCAAGGAAUGUAAAAUGAGAAUAACUGCAGAAGAAAUGAGUGCACUAAUAGAAGAACGGGAUGCUGCCUUGUCUAAGUGCAAAUGGUUAGAGCAGGAGCUUCAUCAUCUGAAAGAGCAGAACCAGACUUCAGCAAACAACAUGAGACAUCUGACUGCUGAAAACAAUCAAGAACGUGCUCUGAAGGCAAAGUUGUUAUCUAUGCAACAAGCCAGAGAAACUGCAGUUCAACAGUACAAAAAACUGGAAGAGGAAAUCCAGACCCUUCGAGUUUACUACAGUUUACACAAAUCUUUAUCUCAAGAAGAAAAUCUGAAGGAUCAGUUUAACUCUACCCUUAGUACAUAUGAAGAAGCUUUAAAAAACAGAGAGAACAUUGUUUCCAUCACUCAACAACAAAAUGAGGAACUGGCUACUCAACUGCAACAAGCUCUGACAGAGCGAGCAAAUACGGAAUUACAACUUCAGCAUGCCAUAGAGGCCUCCCAAGUGGCCAAUGAAAAAGUUCAAAAACGGAGUCUCGCUCUGUCACCCAGGCUGAAAUGCAAUGGCAAGAUCUCGGCUCACUGCAACCUCCACCUCCCAGGUUCAAGUGAUUCUCCUGCCUCAGCCUUCAGAGUAGCUGGGAUUACAGACACCCGCCACCACACCUGGCUAAUUUUUGUAUUUUUAGUAGAGACGAGGUUUCACCAUGUUGGCCUGGCUGGUCUUGAACUCCUGACCUCAGGUGAUCCACCCACCUCGGUCUCCCAAAGUGCUGGGAUUAUAGGUGUGAGUCACUGCGCCCAGCCACAUUUUACUUUUAAAAUAAAACAAUAGAGCCUGUAUUUUCUAGAAUAUUUUCACAAAUAGCACAUUGUGGGUGUUUUGGCCUUUAUGCCAGUAUAUGAAAAACUAAAUUGAAUAUUAUUAUUCCAAUUUGUUCUCUCUUUAACUUCAUUUUUUAAGAAGCAGCUACAUAAUAGGUAAUGUGAGUCGUGUGAUCAAAUGAACACAAUUUAUAGAUCUCGUGAAGAGAAUCCUGAGGUGAAUUUACAGAUUUAUUUUUAUGCUCCUCAUUAAUUUGUAUUUCAACAUCCAUAUACUUUCUGCUUGCUUUACUUCUUCAAUGGCCUAUUAGGGAUGGAAAUUAAACAAAUUACAACUACCAAAGAAAAAAAUUGUGCUCUAAAACAACAUGUUGGCCAGUUCUGUUCAGCUGAAUGAUAAACAACUCAGUCAGCUGAUUGAGUCAUGAACUGCUCUGCGGAUCUCUUCCAGUACUCCACUUUGCUCAUUUGUAGACUCUCAGAAGUCCUCAAACUAUUCCAUUUUAAAAAGUAAAAAAAGUUUAAUAAAAAUUUUAUUCUUAGUUGCUUGAACCCGGAAGGCAGAGGUUGGAGUGAGCCGAGAUCAUGCCACUGCAUUCCAGCCUGGGCGACAGAUCAAGACUUUAUCUGAAGAAAAAAAAAAAAAAAAAUAUAUAUAUAUAUAUAUAUAUAUAUAUUCUUUGGCUUCAAAAAUAAAACAGAACAGAGAACAUUACCACCUUUGGCUACAUGAUCUUUACAUUUUUAAAUUAGAAAACUUUACAUGAUGCUUUAGAGAAUUUCAUUGUGUAGUUUUUGGUCAACCCUUUUACUCUCAUCAAUUUAACACAUUUUAUUGUUUAAAAGUAUUUAUUUUAAAAUACUAAAAAACAUAUUUUUAAAUAUUUUUAUUAUUUAUUAACAAAACACACCACAAAUACAUGCAGAAGUCAAAUUAUCUGAGUUAGCUAAAUUCAGAUACAUUAUUGAAAGGACUUGUUUGCUAGAAAAAAUAUGUGUUACAUCAUAUUAAUAUUAAAUGUUACUUUAUGUGCCUUCAAAUAAGAAAACAUUUUCCCAAAAAAGGAAAUUUAAUAGUUUUUUAUAGAAUAGUUGACGAUAUAACAUAAAAUACUAAGUAAAUAUUUUUCCCAUCGUGGACAAAGUGUACAACUUAAAAACCUAAUUUGUUUGUUUUAGUGGACUUACUAAAUAUUAGUCUUUGCUAGUCUAGUUUACACCAUAUAUCUUUCCCUUAUGCCAACCUUCUGAUUUUGCUCUGAAGUAUUCUGCAACUUACUAUUGUAUGAUACUAGCCUCAGAGCUAGCUUUUCCAGUUUACUGAGAAUGCUUAUUAUACUCUGUAACCGAUAAAUCAAUAAAUCCUCAUUGUAAUGUGUAAACUCCCAUCUCUGUGAAGUAGUUAAAAGCAAACUGUGAAUGAACACAUGAAUCCAAAAAAGUAUGUGUGAUUAUAUUGACUCUGAAAACAUUUGACUUUCAUAGAAUACAUCAUUUAUUGUGUAGUAUAAAUUGAUUGUACUAUUGCUCAUAAUUUUUUGAAUAAUGAAUCCAGUGAAUAGUAAAAUAAUAAUGUUUGUAUCCUAGGAA
Molecule: messenger RNA, 3517 nt
Organism: Symphalangus syndactylus (siamang)
Lineage: Eukaryota; Metazoa; Chordata; Mammalia; Primates; Hylobatidae
Gene: MIPOL1
Product: mirror-image polydactyly 1
Source: RefSeq, a predicted model, not a curated record